Messenger RNA from Candidula unifasciata, 783 nucleotides. NCBI's taxonomy places the organism in Eukaryota, Metazoa, Mollusca, Gastropoda, Stylommatophora, Geomitridae. The record is from the annotation of a GenBank genome assembly.
AUGCCAGGGUACAGCUUGUUAUUCACUGACCAGCUCCGCAAAUCUUGCUACUGUCCAAUCUGUCGUCUGCCCAUGCGUGACCCUGUGGUUGUCCAGACUUGUGGUCACCGUUUCUGCGAUACUUGUCUUCAGGAAUCCCUCAGCGGCGGCAUCUUCAAGUGUCCGGAAGAUGAGAAGCCUAUAGAUUAUGCCAAGUUGUACCCGGAUAAGACUGUGCAGACUGAGAUCAUGAACAGCGUGGUGCGCUGUACAUACCAGAGUGACGGCUGUAAGUGGACGGACACACUCGUCAGUCUGCCUAACCACCUACAUUCAUGUCGAUUCGACUCUGUGCCUUGUCCCAACAAAUGCUCAGCAAAACUAACAAGGUUUAACCUGGAUGACCAUGUGGAGUACCUGUGUCCCAAGCGGAAGGUAGUUUGUGACUUCUGCCAGCAGGAGUUCAGUGGAGAAUACAUGGAUCAGACUCAUGCAGGAAACUGCCAGAAAGAAAUUUUGUGGUGUGAGAAUAAAUGCGGAGCCAAGCUGGAGAGGAAGUUCCUGGCGACUCACAUGAAAACAGAGUGUCACAAGCGGACAAUGCCCUGCUCCUACUGUAGCCGGGACUUCUUGUAUGAGACUCUACAGACACACCAGUACCAGUGUCCCAGAUACCCAGUGAUGUGCCCUAACAGAUGUGACCCCGCCAAAAUUCCCCGGGAGAAUGUGGAGAACCAUGUCCAGGAGGAGUGUCCGUCUGCCACCAUCAGCUGUCCCUUUAAGAGUGCAGGAUGUCAACACAAG